Molecule: messenger RNA, 2523 nt
Organism: Ochlerotatus camptorhynchus
Lineage: Eukaryota; Metazoa; Arthropoda; Insecta; Diptera; Culicidae
Product: major facilitator superfamily domain-containing protein 12-like
Exons: 6
Coding region: 678-2366 (562 amino acids)
Biological process (GO): transmembrane transport; carbohydrate transport
Cellular component (GO): plasma membrane
Molecular function (GO): symporter activity
Source: RefSeq, a predicted model, not a curated record
CGGUAUCCACUCGCGUCAGUCAGUCAGUUGAAAGAGUGUUGGGGUUAGUGAAUCAGCUGUGGGGGGAUAUAAUAUUACCACUACAAGCGACGGCGAACGGGCGGUAGAGCAAAACAGUAUCCAAACGUCGAGAGAUGGGUGGAUUGUGUUGUGAGAGAUAUACGUGAAGCGAUUGUGAUAAGGUACUUCAAGUGACGUUUCGCUGGCUGGAAAAUACGCAAACAUUGGUGUGUGAAGCGUCGGUGCUUUGUGAUAGUUCGGUUCCCCAUAUGCCUUGAAAAUAUGCAUUGAAAACAUACGGCCAAUGCUGUGAUUAGUUAGCGAAAUUUGCAGUGUAAAUAUCGAAGAGAUAUCGCGGUAAACAAAGGCCCGAGUGUCGAUGUGAAAUGAGUCAGUAUUGAAAUCGUCGAUCUCAGCGAAUCAAAGCAGUCAGCGACCAGGAAUCUGCAACCGUAGCAAUUCCGGAAUUCAGCGCUACAUCACGAGCUACUAGGAUCGGAUCGACGCGCAAUUACCUCGGAAGUGUGGGAUAAAAACAUGUACACGUGUCAGUCAUCGGAUCAGCGGAGGCAAUAGUUCAUGCAAAACGGUCCGACGGUGCCUAUCCAAAGAAAGCCCAAACGCAGGACACCAAAUGCAAAAGAAUCAUUCCACCCACAAUCCACUAAGUUUAGAAAAUGACGGAAAACUCCACCCUAGUCAGUAAGAAACCACAACAGAAUGGAACCGGUGCCGCCAACCACAGCUACGGUGCAAUCGACGACAUAACCACAGACUACACCCACACUCCGACGGCCACCGGACACGACGACGGUGGAGGCGAACCGAACGGUGGACCAUCGAUACCCUCCGACCACCAACCGGUACAUCCAAUGGAGAAACGCUCGACGCUCCGGAUAGUGGAGAAGAUUGGCUUCGGUCUGGGCCACGUGUACAAUGAUCUCUGCGCGGGUGUGUGGUUCAGUUACACGCUUCUAUUCAUGCAAGGUGCCCUGGGAAUGCCGGCUGCCGAAGCCGGUGCUCUGGUCAUGCUGGGACAGGUUGGCGAUGCCAUUGCGACGCCGAUCGUUGGAUUUCUCACCGACAAGUACGGCACCAAGCGGCAUUGGCACAUAGCAGGAACCUUCAUCGUGUUCCUGACCUUUCCGAUGAUCUUCUCGCUGUGUCCGUGGUGCAACGUGGCGCCGCACUGGUGGGAAAUCAUGUAUUUCAUCAUUGUGAUAUUGCUGUUCCAGUUCGGGUGGCCAAUCGUCCAGAUUACCCACUUGGCCAUGAUUCCGGAACUGUCCCGGUCGCAGAAGGAUCGCUCGGACCUGACGGCGGUUCGCUACUCGGUGUCCAUCAUCUCCAACGUGGUCGUGUACAUUGUCACAUGGGCAGUGCUUCGAAGUCGUACGAGUGCAGACGCACAGAUUGGGCCCGCCGAUGCCUAUCGAUUUCGUGAUAUCUCAUUAAUACUGAGCCUGGUGGGGGUUUCCAUGGCCGUCCUGUUCAACUUUUCGCUGACGUUCAGCAGCUACGAGCAUCGGAGGCACACCGCCCUGCAGCAUAAUGUCAUCAAGGGGGGUAAGAAAUCGGAGCGGGAUCCGGAGAAGCAGACCCUCCUGGACGCGGAACGGAACGCUAAUGGGGAGGUGAAAACAGAAAUCGCAGCAAACGGCAGCGCUCGCGUGAGCGCCGGAGAUGACGACGUAGUGCUGCGAAAGCCGAAGAAGAAUUUCUUCAAGUCUCCACUGCUGUACCAGAAUGCUCUGCUGUACGUCUUCUCGCGUCUUUUCAUGACGACCUCUCUAGUCUACAUGCCACUUUGGUUGGACGAACGAUCAUUCCAACCGGACCCCGUCCAGAACAACGCCAGCGUGGAACAUCUGGCCACCGUCCCACUAGUCUCCUUCCUGGCCUCCUUUAUCGCGUCGCUAGUGCUCAAGUACACCAACAAGUACGUCGGUAACAGCCUGAUCUACCUGAUCGGAUCCGCCAUCAGCUUGAGCGUGUGCACGUGGAUUGCUCUGAGCACCAGUGCGGCCACAUUCAGCACGUUCGAAUUGCUCAUAAUUGCGUCACUUUUUGGCGCAGGCAGUUCUAUUACCAUGAUCAGCAGCCUCUGCAUCACGGCGGACAUGAUCGGCAAGCAUGCCGAUCAGGGUGGCUUCAUCUACUCGGCCGUCACGUUCACCGAUAAGCUCAUCACCGGCAUAGUGGUGGUCGUCAUCGAAUCCAUGAAAUGCACCGAUCGCAACGAUUGUCCGGAUUACUACCGAAGCGUGCUGGCCUAUGCUUGUGGGACGGCUGCCGGACUGGGCUGUGUCACGCUGGCAACACUGGCCUGUACCACCCGAAGAACCAGGCGUCAACAACGGCGAUAACGGUGCCGAGUUGACUCUUGCAAUCUACAGCUGGAGCGAUCAGUGAUAGGACGUUUCAAAGAUAUCGCGUAUUUCGUAUUAAUUAGCCAAGACGUUGAGCAAGAAUGCAUAAGUGUAUGAUAUUAUGGCGAAGUAAUAAAUAAGUAUUCUAACCGUU